AUGGCCUCCGUUUUCCUGGUGUGCGCCCUCGCGGUCUUCUUCUUCCCCCAGUUCGUCCUGUCCAGGCCCGAUGCCACCGAGGAGGGCUCCCUGAAGAGCGUCGAGGCUAAGGUGUCCGUGGCUGUGGACGACCUCAGGAAGGCCGUCGGCGACAUGUUCAAGAACCUGACCGACGUCAUCCAGUCCGAGAUCGCCAAGAACCCCGAGGCCUCCGCCCUCUUCAAGAACGUCACCGAGAGCCUCUCCUCCGCCGCCCAGCAGGUCAAGGACGCCGUCAGCUCCGUCACCCCCAAGCCUUGAGGAGCCCUGGCUGCCGGCCGACCGGUCGACUGAAGUCACGAUGCCUCACUCAUUUCGCCCCCAUUUUUUGUCACCAACUAUCGUCAAAAAUUAAAACCGAAUCCAAAUUUAGUGAGGCCUGCUGA
Thrips palmi is the source of this 425-nucleotide messenger RNA. RefSeq lists its product as uncharacterized. Bases 1 to 300 code for a protein of 99 amino acids. The record is from RefSeq and is a predicted model, not a curated record. Lineage: Eukaryota; Metazoa; Arthropoda; Insecta; Thysanoptera; Thripidae. The transcript has 3 exons.